Messenger RNA from Megalops cyprinoides (Indo-Pacific tarpon), 980 nucleotides. Its product is annotated as testis-expressed protein 47. The record is from RefSeq and is a predicted model, not a curated record. Gene Ontology annotation, molecular function: blue light photoreceptor activity; FAD binding. Lineage: Eukaryota; Metazoa; Chordata; Actinopteri; Elopiformes; Megalopidae. The transcript has 8 exons. Bases 144 to 896 code for a protein of 250 amino acids.
UCAGCAGGUCUCCAGGGUAUAGCAUGAGGGAGGCAAACACAGAGAGAGAGAGAGAGGGCUGGUCCCAAGACACACACACACACACACACGCACACGCUAGUAGCCAGCCGUCACUGGCCCGUUCCCCUUAAGGGCAGACAGGCAUGGAGGCUAAGGACGGGGACAAAAAGCAGAAGAGCUCGGAGGAGGACGUGGGGACUAGCUUGUUCCACCGCCGUUUGGCCCACAGGAUGCUCCUGAACCCCCAGGAGGAGAUGAAGUUCCUGUUACACCGGUUGGUGGUCAUCGGAGGCAUCUCUCCUGAGCUUGCUGACAAGCGGGACCUGGGAGGCCAUUACGAGAAAUUAAACCAGCGCUUGCAGCGGCAUUGCCAUGGAGACGGAUUCACGGGGCUGCUCCUCCUGUACCCGUCCCACCUGGUGCACGUUGUGGAGUCCUCCAGCGAAGUCCUUGUUUCUGUGCUGCAGGACCUGAGUGACAUGAAAGAGCAGUCACACAGCGCCCUGAUCGUGGAGCCCAGAGUUCUGGUGGUGUCACAUGACCUGCCCAGCAGGAUCUUCCAGGACUGGAGGUACAAGGUUCUGGACUUGCCAGCCACUACGCUGACCAGCGCCACCAGAAAAGAGCCAAUCGGGAAACUGAUCAGCGAUGCGCUGACCCUGCUCCUCAAGCUAGGAGACCACCUGCUCAAAUCGGGCAAGGACUUGAAGACCUCCCUGGAGUCCCUCCAGGAGAAAGCCCCGGAGCUGAUCGUCCCACAGGACGUCCUGGCUCAGCUCCUGGAGAGGGAGGAGCUCCUCACCCCUCAGCAGUACCUGCAGGUGUACCACUCUCCCAUCAGCAUCCCCAUCGACUCCAGGCACGUGUUUGGAAGCUGCUGUCCGGCCACAGUUUAACCGUUUGCCAAAGGGUCAAAGUGUGCACGGCCUUCAUCAGAUACGUCCAAGAGUGAGACCUGGAACUGUCUGUGUGAUACAGAC